This is a messenger RNA of Eremothecium cymbalariae DBVPG#7215, 621 nucleotides long. RefSeq names its product ubiquinone-binding protein COQ10 (gene COQ10). Gene Ontology annotation, molecular function: ubiquinone binding. The record is from RefSeq and is a predicted model, not a curated record. Lineage: Eukaryota; Fungi; Ascomycota; Saccharomycetes; Saccharomycetales; Saccharomycetaceae. Gene Ontology annotation, cellular component: mitochondrion. The transcript has a single exon. Gene Ontology annotation, biological process: cellular respiration; ubiquinone biosynthetic process. The coding region runs from base 1 to 621 and encodes 206 amino acids.
AUGCCAUCGACUGUUAUAUUAGGUAGAAUACCUCUGCGAUGCUUUACUACGCCUCAACACCCCGUCAUCAACUCAAGAAGAGCGUUUUUUGGAAUAACCUCUGGCAGCAGCAGUAGUGAGACCAAGACUCAAAAGUUUACGUUAAAGAGAACGUUUAAUGCACCUGCUGCUAUUGUUUAUGGUGCUGUUUCUGAAGUGUCGUUAUAUGAACAUUUUGUUCCGUACUGUACAGGAUCAUUUGUCAAUCGCAGAAAUCCAGUAGAUAACAAGCCUAGUGAAGCAGGUUUACGAGUUGGGUUCCAAAACUUUGACGAAACGUUUCUAUGCAAGAUACAAUGUAUUGAUAGACAAGAUGAUGUGAAAAUUGUGAUUGCUGAAUCUGCCGCUCAUGAUUUAUUUCAUAUUUUAUCGACUAAAUGGCUCAUUCUGCCUCAUACGAACAGACCUGAUGUGACAGAAGUUGAGUUGGUUCUAUCUUUCCGGUUUCGUUCAAAAAUCUAUGAUAGAUUGUCCUCGAUCUUUGCAAAAAGUGUCUCAGAAUUGGUUAUGAAUGCUUUCGAGUCAAGGAUUUUCCAGUUGAGAAGGAAGGAGUCGAAAAUGAAAUGGCAUAACAGGUUGUAG